UGGACAUACUUUAAUGUCAGCCUUGGACUUGUGUCCUGUCCAAUCAUCAAGAUUUCUAAACAUGCCCUUCUCUGCAAUGCUACGGUAUUGAUUGAACACUUCAAAGAGCUAAUGAACAUCUCCUUGAACAACUCUGUCCGUGAGACGAUAGACUCAGCUCGCUUUAAUCCGUUCAAUAACUCCCAUUCCAUAAAAUACCAAGUGAAGGUGCAGAUUGGAAACUACCAACAGGAUCUUGGUCACGUCUGGGUGUCGCUGGCAGCCCCUGGGAUCAUCGCUAAAGCAAAGUUCAGUCUGUUUCUUUUGGCCACCAUGUCAGCGUGGGUAUUUCUUGCUGUAUGUGCUCUCCUCGUCAUGACGUCAGCAUUGGUGCAGCUCAAGAGAGGGGCACCCGCUAAAAGUUUGUAGAUAUCUUGAUAGCUGUGUUGUUUAUUUAAGUCUUUGUGUCUGUGGCCUGGGUAUAUCGUAAUGAACAAACAGUUCAAGAAAUGUUUGUGUACAUAUAUUUAUUUUUUUUAAUCUGUUCAUCUGCCAUGGUCCCAGUUUUUCGGUUUAUGUACAGUACUAGGCUAAUUUUUAAAUGUUUUGUAUGAUUUAUUCUGUCUUAUCAUGUAUGCUAUGUUAAUGAUUAUAUGGUAUAGUAAUCUAGUACUUUUGAUAAAAAACGUUUCUGAAACGUUAAUUCAAUAUAUUUCAUCAAUUAGGGACAAUAAAAACGUAGAUUAACUGUUAACAUAGGUCAUUAGUCAAAAUGAUCUAAAUAAAACGCGGUUAGGCUAAGCGAGAAUAACAGUAACUUGUUUUUUAUCAGUAAUUUCCCUUUAAACCUAAUCUGACCAUUUUUCAGCUUUGGAAAGUUAGCUUCAGAACACAAAAAUUUAGGGGGGGGGGGUGGUUCUUUUUUUUAAAAUUAAAUUUUCCUUUAAAAUGGCUUUACAGCAAAGUUUAGAAAGACUUUCGUUAUUUCAUCUGGGCGAUACAAGUACACAAUGCAGUUUUCGUAUAGCUCGUACUUGGGUUACAACGUCCUGAACUCUUUAACUCUAUUAUAAUGCUGUCUAGUGUUUAAUCAUUCAUGUGAGAAUAUAUUUGUGACUGAAAUAACCUCUUAGCCCAGGGAAGCCAGGGAGAAAUGGGGCAAAUGAUGACGGCCUUGUUUGGAAAAGACCAAAAUGAUGACAUGGAUCAGCUGAACAUUCCGUUUGAAAGACUGACGAUUGGAAAACACAUUGGACUUGGUACGUCAAACAUUGGACAUGAUUGGUUACAAACUUGAUUGAUAAACAAACUUGAUAGCUUACAAACGUUAUUGGUUACAAAACUGUGGGUUACAAACAUGAUUGCUUACGAACUUCCUAGAGAUUUUAAAAAAAAACGAAAUUCGAUCUAUUUAAUUUUUAAAGUGUCCCUGUAUGUUAAAUGUUCGAUCUUUGAUGGUAAUUGUUAGAUUUUGAAUUGUACUUUUUUCCAGGGACAUUCGGUUGUGUGUAUGACGGUAUCCUUGACCUUGGAUCAGGCUUUUCAAGAAAAAUUGCCGUUAAAACACUGCGAGGUGAGGUCGAUAUCUAAUAAACUUUUGCUAAAACAACAUAAUGAUCAUUACACUUUACACGGAAAUGGUUGAAAAGACUAAGAACAUAAGAUUGACAGAGUCUCAUCAUGAGUUAUGUGCUGAAACCGGUGAAAGACAUGGGUUGAUAGACUUUCAAUGAAUGUUGAAAAAUAACUAUCUGCAUGUUGAUCAGUGUUACCUAAUUUUAAUUGAUUUAGGUAUUUAUAUACUAAUUAUAUAUCUUAAGGUAAUAUCACUCUCACACUUAGAAACAAUGGCGCUAUCUGGCUCGCACACUGUUAGUAUAUGGCUACUUUUCCUUUAGAUUAUUAUAUCAACACUUGUGGUUCAGGCCUCGGAUAUUACUAUUUAAUUACAAAUAAAGCGAAUCAAAUGCACACAAGAUAUUACCUAAUAUAAGAAUAGAAAGAACCACUAAGUACACUGCAUACCGCUAAUUACUAAAUACUAUGUCUGGUUAGUGCUGGGGGUAUCUUUUACCUGUCCUCAGGUUGGGCCCCCAAUCACACACACAGUAGUCUGUUUGCCCUCUCUCACACGGCCACUGCGGUACUGUGACGUAUUAAACCCAAUCACAUACACGGUAGUUUGGUUGCCCUCUCUCAAACGGCCACUUCGGUACUGUGACGUCACAAACCCAAUCACACACACGGUAGUCUGUUUGCCCUCUCUCACGAGGCCACUUCGGUACUGUGACGUCAUAAACCCAAUCACACACACGGUAGUCUGUUUGCCCCCUCUCACCCGGCCACUUCGGUACUGUGACGUCAUAAACCCAAUCACACACACGGUAGUCUGUUUGCCCCCUCUCACCCGGCCACUUCGGUACUGUGACGUCAUAAACCCAAUCACACACACGGUAGUCUGUUUGCCCUCUCUCACGCAGCCACUUCGGUACUGUGACGUCAUAAACCCAAUCACACACACGGUAGUCUGUUUGCCCUCUCUCACCCGGCCACUUCGGUACUGUGACGUCAUAAACCCAAUCACACACACAGUAGUCUGUUUGCCCUCUCUCACCCGGCCACUUCGGUACUGUGACGUCAUAAACCCAAUCACACACACAGUAGUCUGUUUGCCCUCUCUCACGCGGCCACUUCGGUACUGUGACGUCACAAACCCAAUCACGCACACGGUAGUCUGUUUGCCCUCUCUCACCCGGCCACUGCGGUACUAUGACGUCAUAAACCCAAUCACACACACAGUAGUCUGUUUGCCCUCUCUCACGCGGCCACUGCGGUACUAUGACGUCAUAAACCCAAUCACACACACAGUAGUCUGUUUGCCCUCUCUCACGCGGCCACUUCAUAGACCUAACGGCUUGAACCCAACGUCCGUCGUUUCUUGCGGGAGCCCGAAGUUAUCUCCCCUUAUAAUCCAUCUAUUCUUGAAUUUCGUAUUUCGGAUGUCAGCAUUAGUGCAGCCUUUAACUGACAGACUCCAAAUACAGUGUAAUGAGCGACUACACUACACUAGUCUAUACCACGCUAGACUAGACUGAUGAACUACACUGGACUCGACUGGCUAAAAAUUAGAACAAGGAAUGCAACACAUAAGAAAUAACUAAACAUUCGAAUCACUUCACAAAUUUAAUCAUAAGCUAACUAACAUUUCUUAAUAACAUCUUACACGUGAAUUUCUUUUAUCUGAAUCUACAAACACAUGAAAAUUAAAGAUAACAAACCUAGACAAUUAUAUGGGUGAACAAACUCAAGCACAAAAAUAUAGCCAGCCAGUCUGUGCGCCACUUACAGGCAAAAGAGGGUGAGAACUGUUGGGUCUUGCCUUCUAUAGUAUAGGGUAGCGGGAGUACGCUUCUCUAUAUGAGCCCAUUGUUUAAGUUUGGUCGCGGUCAAGGUUACUAGGUUAAUUUACAUUGUUAGGCCCAACCAAAUUGUGCAAUCUCACGUGGGGAAGGGAUGGAGAGAAGUGUGAGCCGGCAGGUCUCAAAAGCUUACAAGGUUAAUGUUUAUAACGUCAUCAAGGAUAUGUUGCUUAUUAGGGGUGUUGUGGUGGAAGGGGGAGGGGAGCUCCAUCCAUUUCAUGCAGACGACGGCUUGAUUUUUGCAGGAGGUUCAUGAUCCCCUGCCAGUUAUUUUGCUAUGAAGAAUAAACUAGUUCCCAGUCAGCUAAUGCCCCUCCCUCCCCACAAAGUUGUUGAUUUAAGUUGCCAGCUUUUUUCAAUCUCGUACCACCUACAAGACUCCGGAAGUUAACCGUAAUGGGUUGGCUCCACUUGUCUCGUAGUUCUCCUUCUCUAAGACGAGCCACCAUUAAAAGGUUGACGUGUUGAAUCCACUUGGACUUCCGGUAUUUUUAUGGUUGCCUGGGUGUCGCUGGGGUUUUGAACUCCAGUCAACAUGUUUAUGUUUUGAUACACUUGACCGUCGCCUACCUAGGCACUAACUCAAUGCUUGUUGUUACUUGAUAUCUGCUGAUCCGACAAGAAUCGUUGUUUUUUUUCAACUUGUUAGUCAGUAUUGCUUAUAAUAAUAGAUGAACUAGCUCCUGUAAUGGUUGAACAGAUCCCAUGACGUAUAAGACAGUAUUGCGUAUCCUAGCAAAUGGACUGGCUCCCGCAAUAGUUAACAGAUCCCACGACGCAUAAGAAAGUAUUGCCUGAUACUAACAGAUGAACUGGCUCCCAAAUUAUUUUAACAGAUCCCGUGACUUGUAAGACAGUGUUGUGUACGCUAACACAUGCAGUGGUUCCCGUAAUGUCUUCACAGAUCCCAUGACCACUGAUGUUGACCAAAACAGGUUCCUCAAGGAGGCACUCAUCAUGAAAGACUUCAGACAUCCCAACGUCCUGGAGAUUAUUGGUCUCACAGAAGAAAACCCGGGGGUCUAUCACGUGAUCCUCCCCUUAAUGGAGAACGGAGAUCUCUUAAGUCAUAUACGGGAUUUUAUGGUUGUACGUUGGGUGGCACGUUGUAUGUAUUUUGGGCUGUAUUUUGUUUUAUGUGUUAGUAGUUAGUUGAUACACUUUAAAAAAAAAUAGUUAGUCUGUUUAUUUGGCCAUUCAAUUCAAAAAUUUAUAUGUUUAAAAGUAGGUAUUCAUGUUUAUAAUGAAUCAAUUUUAAAUAAAUCCGUGAAAAAAAUAUCAUAUAAAAAUUAAUACUGAUGGAGAUAUUUUUUUUUCAUACUUCAGACUCUGAGCGUACAGGAUGUUGUUAACUUCGGAUGUGGAAUCGCAAGCGGCAUGUCAUAUCUGAGUUCACUCAAGUUUGUACACAGGGAUCUAGCAGCUAGGAACUGCAUGUACGUACGGCGUGAUCGUGUCACGUUUCAGUUUAUUUAAAUUGUCACGAUUCAGUUAAUAUAGGUUCUUUAAAAUUCAGUUUAUUUAACUUGUCACGAUUCAGUUAAUAUAGAUUCUUUAAAAUUCAGUUUAUUUAACUUGUCACAUUUGAGCGUAGUUAAUUUGCCACCCUUAAGUUUCGUUAACUUUUCACUUUUAAGUUUAGUUAACUCGUCACUGUUAACUUUGUUUAGGUUUGUCACCAUUCAGUUUAGUUCAACACGACAGUCUAGAAUCUAAGAGGAUUCUUACUAUUAAGUAGAGGGGUAUGGUCCUUAGUUUACAAAAGAGCCCCGUCGUGUUGUUGCUAAGGCAACCGAUUCACACUUAAUUAGGUAUAAGGCAGCAGUCAUAUAAUCCGACAAUGAGACAAGUAACACACGAUUUACAAUGAAAGAUGUGUCCGUCAUUUCUCAGGUUAGAUGAGGAUCACUGCAUAAAGAUUGCCGACUUUGGCCUGUGUCGUGACAUUUACGUGAAGGGCUAUUACAAAACCGACAACAACGUGGUGAUGCCCCUGAGGUGGAUGGCCUUGGAGAGCAUUGAGACUGGACUGUACAGCACGAAGUCGGAUGUCGUAAGUUGAAGGAACAUUCGUUUCACCAUAUGCAAGACAUCAUCGAUAGUUAUUUAUUUUGCACCAUUGUACUAUAAAUGUAAUAGUGAUAUGAGUAUUGGCAUAGGGCUAGUCCUGUUAAUUGCAUUUAUUGACACCCCUAACCUAACACAUGACUUCCUUCUAACUUUUUUUUUCCUCUCUUUCCAACAGUUUUGAUGUUGUUUUUUUUAAACACAACUAAUUUUUUUUAGAGUUUUUCCUUGCAUUCUAUAAUACCAGUCUCUUAAGGUAUAUUUUGCUUGUGGUGUAUCUUACUGCCUUUACACAAUCGGCCUUGCCCCUACUCAACAUGUUUAAUAUUAAUAUAAUUGAGUGAAAAAAAAGCUGUCACGCAGCCAGCGUCAUGCCUGCCCGUUGGGUAAAGAGGUUGAUUUUUUUUUUGGUCAUCUUAAGAGGGAGGGUAUGGUGUAGGACUGUCUGCUGCACUGUUUGUAGGCCUAUUGUAUAAAGGCCAGCAGGUAGGGUGUAACACUGUCUGUAAGCCUAUUGUUUAAGAGCCGACAAAUAUUAUAGAAAGUUAGAAGUUAAGCCUUUUUUUUAAACACUUGGACCCGCCGUGUAUUUUCUGGACUGAAAAAAAAAAUGUGCACCUGGUUAAGCUCUGUUAUUUAAAUAUAAUUCUGUGAGUAUCUUUCAACCCAAUCUUCCAGUGGUCGUUCGGCGUUGUGCUAUGGGAGAUGCUGACACGGGGGAUGACUCCGUACCCUUGCGUCGAUGACAUGGACAUCGUGAGGUUCUUACAAGAUAGCAGACUAGCCGCCCCUUACUUCUGCCCUGAUUCUCUGUAA
Messenger RNA from Lymnaea stagnalis (great pond snail), 6281 nucleotides. NCBI's taxonomy places the organism in Eukaryota, Metazoa, Mollusca, Gastropoda, Lymnaeidae. The record is from the annotation of a GenBank genome assembly.